AUGCGGUUCCUCUGUCUCCAUGGUGCCAUUGGCAACAUUGAAAAUAUCAGUAUCCAGCUAGCCCCACUGCAGAAAGAGCUCGAAUGCGACAAUUCUGCUUCCUUCCACUAUAUCCAGGGUCCGGUGCGAAUUAAGCCUCCGCCAGGUAUGAUGCACCCCAUCUUGAUAGCCGUGGAAAAGAAAGGGAGUCCGGAAUUCAUGUCUCACCAACUCGCAGGGUUCGAGGAAUAUUUUGGCGUCGGACCGCACUACCGCUGGGCCGACGAUGCUGGUGUCGCCGAGGAUUCGAUGAUCAGCCGGGUACGAAAGAUUCCAGUUGGGCAGAACCCGGAGGAUGUGAUGCGCGACCUCAUAGGGGACCGUGAUGCUGAGUGGAAGAACCGCCGGGAGGUAAUGAAUUAUCUCUACGAAACGUUGGAGGCAAACCCGGAUAUUGAAGGCAUCAUCGGGUAUAGUGAAGGCGCAUCCAUGGCAGCCACACUUAUCAUAGACGAGCAAAUCAGACUCCAAGAAAGCGGACGCGAACGACGGAUCAAGUGCGCGAUGUUCAUCACAGGCUGGCCUCCAAUCCACCCGGAGAAGGGGAUUAUCCUCGCGGACGAAGUUGACGAUAUGAUCGACGUGCCUUCCUUGCACGUCGUGGGCGCGAAUGAUCCUUUCCGACACGGCGCAUACGCUCUCUACAACGUCUGUGACCCUGACACGGCUAUUUUCUUCGACACGGGCAAGGGUCACACCAUUCCGCGGUCUGGGCUGGUGAUCGGUGAGCUAGGCGAUGCGGUCCGCGAAAUGAUGUCCAAGUCGUAG
Penicillium canariense is the source of this 807-nucleotide messenger RNA. Its product is annotated as Serine hydrolase FSH. The coding region runs from base 1 to 807 and encodes 268 amino acids. The transcript is spliced from 4 exons. The record is from RefSeq and is a predicted model, not a curated record. NCBI's taxonomy places the organism in Eukaryota, Fungi, Ascomycota, Eurotiomycetes, Eurotiales, Aspergillaceae. Gene Ontology annotation, cellular component: nucleus; cytoplasm.